AUGGCCACACGGAACUAUCAAGAACGUGAUCGGCGACCAAGAGAAGAAACGGAAAACGAAGCAAGAGACGACAGAAGCGAAAAAGCAUUUCAUGAAACGAUGGAACGUCGAAGAAGAUAUGAACAACAAUUUGAUUACAGUGUGAAAAGUACAAGUAACGAUUACACGGAAAACUACAGUCGAAAUAAAUUCAAACGGCAACUUACAUCAAACUCCCACAUCGAGGAAUACGAUACCCAAGGUCCCGAUGACGACAAUCAAUUUACAUAUGUAUCAAAAGGAGUCAAGCGAAGACCAAUCAACCGAAAACCUAACGAUAACGAAACAAGCAGAAACGACGGUAGACAACAAACUUACCAAACAAACGCCGCUACAAACAUCGGCGGACGGACAUUCGUAAACUCCAACAAUAGAAUGAAUAAAAACAAAGCGAAUGACGUGACUGAAACGAACUACUACAUGAAUAAACAACACACAACGAAUUCUAAAUCGAACAGAGAGAACGAAAGAUCAAGCGAUGCAGAGAGCGGUAUCAAUGACUCACCAGCAAUCCAGUUGAUCGAACCCCGGAAAAGCCACCAAACUAAAAAUACAGAAAUAAAUGAGACUAACUUAAUCACCCAACACGCAUUACAAUAUGCGGUUGAACAUCACCUACCACCAAUCACGAUUGAGUGCAACCCCAAAAUCGACUCAUCUGAAAAAGCAAAAGCGGUGAUUAAAAAUCUAUGCGAACAUAUCGAAGAGAAGUUUCGACAAGUGAACAAAAACUGCAAGUUUCCUAUCGGAUUUGAUUACUGGUUUAUCAACAAAGAUGGAAACUUGACCUGUUACACAAAACAUAUCGAACUAUUCGUAUAUUUAUCUGACCGAAAUAAUUACCCAUCACAAACAAAUAACAUUGACAUCCUACCAGUUAAACCAAACCACCUUCCACCACAAAACUCAAUUGUUCUGAAAUUCAUUCCCAACUACAUCACGAACGACGAAAUACAAGAUACAUUGACCAAACACAUGGAAUCUAUCUAUAAAAUAGAGGAAAUGAAAGGUUCGAAAACAGGCAAGCACCGACAUGUAAGAAUCGAACUAAAAUCAAGCAAAGAAUAUGAACAAUUACUGAAAAAUGGGGGUAUUCCCAUCGAUGGACAAAUCAUUGAAGCUGAAGAAUUCCUAGCACCACCACGUCUUCUGAUCUGCAACAAAUGCAAUGACCCAGGACAUACACGUAAAAACUGUUAUGCCAAGUACGAUAUAUGCCGCCGAUGUGGAAAAGAUAGAACAACCGGCGAACACAAUAAAUGCACAAUUAAAUGCCACAGAUGUCAAGAAAACCACAUGUCUACGGACUACAACUGUCGUGUUAUGAUGGAAUUUAGACUGGCCUUAAUACGCAAACUAAGAGAAAGACCAAAUCUCUUACCCCCAAAUGUAAGAAUAUUCAUUCCAGUUGACUGUCGAGAGCAAGGAAACUUAAACAACAAAAUUUUGAUGAAUCCACAUAUGAAUGUAAUGCCAGACAAAAACGCAGGAAACAAACAAACUACUCAAAAUCGAUUUGACACAAACCAAUUAGCAUGGCCAGCACUACCACCUGCAUCAAACAGCCCAAACAACACCACAUUUACAAACCAAAACUAUUGGGAAGAACUAAAAAACAAAGAAGAGGAAUUAAACAAGACGAAGGAUGAAAUGAACAAAAAACUAUCUACAAUCGAAGCUAAAUACAACGAUCACUUAAAGAAAAUGAAUUCAGUACUAGUAUGUAUGGCGCAACAAACCAAGCACCAAAACGAGAGCGUUGAGCGAUGUUUCACCACUAUAAAUGAAAUCUUACCUAUACUUUCAACAACAUUAGAAAUCAUGCGACAAGUAACCACAAAAAUUCAAUCAACAAAUAACAGUAGCAGUGACAAUAACGACAUACGGGACAUUCUACAACACGUCUCAUUAUCAAUCGAUUGCAUCAAGGACAGAAACGAAUUACUUGUAAGCAAUCAAACCGCGUGCAAUAAACUAAUGGAACAACAAAGUCAAAUUAUGAACCAAGUAAUCACAAACCUGAUGAACAACGAUGGAUAA
Messenger RNA from Adineta ricciae, 2079 nucleotides. Lineage: Eukaryota; Metazoa; Rotifera; Eurotatoria; Adinetida; Adinetidae. The record is from the annotation of a GenBank genome assembly.